This is a messenger RNA of Pieris brassicae (large cabbage white), 1370 nucleotides long. RefSeq lists its product as uncharacterized. The record is from RefSeq and is a predicted model, not a curated record. Bases 88 to 1344 code for a protein of 418 amino acids. The transcript is spliced from 20 exons. Lineage: Eukaryota; Metazoa; Arthropoda; Insecta; Lepidoptera; Pieridae.
AUAAACAUCAAAAGAAAUUUACAAGUGCAACAAUGUGACCUGAUACUUAGAAAUAGCAAAAAAAUAUGUAAAAAUAAGAAAAACACAAUGGCUUGCGAGGUGUGCGAACAUUGCAACUCUUCUAUAAACGAACGUGCCGCCAUCUAUCAAGGCUGUAGUUAUCACGAAAAAUGCAGGAAAUGCUAUGUGUGCAGUGAAACCGAUUUGCAUGGUGCAGAGGUGUUUAGAGGUGUCAUAUUUUGCUCUAGCUGCUCAAAGAGGAUAUUUCAAGGUUGCUACUCAGCAAGAAAAUCUAAGAAUAAACCUAGAAGAAAAUCGAGACCUAACAAAACUCGACGACACGAAAACGUCAUUGAGAUUGCCAGACGACAUAUUAACGAAAGUCGGAGUGAUUCUGACUAUGAGGAAUAUAGCAAGUCAACGAAGACAAUACCACAACAAAAUGUGGAAAAUAAACAAAUUAAUAUGAAAAAGAACAGUGCUGAAAUGGGAACAACAACGGACGUAACUCAAGAACUAUUAAAACAAAUGCAUUACCCGACCUUAGAGAAAGAGGAGCAAGCCGCAACAUCCGUAAAGCCGAAAAAGUCUAGAAAUAAGGAACGACAUCGUACUAAGAAGAUUUGCAGCGAUCUACGAAUUGCAGAACUUGGAACCUCUACGGAGAUUGCUCACAUGGCGUUGAGACAACGAUCAGCUGUUCCUAUAAUUAUCAAAUCAGAGACCCACAUGAGAAGAAGCGAAUCCAAGAGUCUAUGCUUACUUGAACGAGACUCAGGUCCAACAAUAACUGAGUCUGAUUAUAGUUCAAAAAACUUGCAAAACAUACAUUGGCUGGACCGCCGUUUUGGGAGCAUUUUAAAAAUCCCUUAUAUUUAUUUCAGGAAAAAUAUCUUGGAUCGAAGUUCUCUGGUGAGCAUGCUCAUGUGCAGCGAUAGAAAGUCCAGCCGUUUGUUUACCAAACUCAAAACAGUAUUUAAUGAAGAAAUCACCAGGCAUCAAAAGCGUGGCUUAAAGAAAUUGUUUUCGACGAUAAAUAGAAAAAAUAUUCCGUAUAAGUUAGGAUGGUUGCCUGUUAGGAACGCUUGCCAACGAAAACCAAGAUAUAGAUGCAAACAUUACAAAAAAUCUCAUAGCUAUCGGUGUAUGCGUGCUCAGGCGAUGCGUUUGGCUGGACCAACUGCUAGCGAAUUGGGGGCUUACCGCUCGAAGAUGAAAAAAGUUCUUCCUAAAAAUGCAUUAAAACGUGUGGUAAGCUAUAAUCGUCACUACGAAACAAUGUUGAUGAUGCAAGCCGGUAACUUAAAUCCACAUAGAACCACUAUUAGAUCCAUAAAAAUGUAAAACGGGAAUAUAUAUGUUUGGAAAUA